Molecule: messenger RNA, 2933 nt
Organism: Mercenaria mercenaria
Lineage: Eukaryota; Metazoa; Mollusca; Bivalvia; Venerida; Veneridae
Exons: 5
Coding region: 225-2135 (636 amino acids)
Source: RefSeq, a predicted model, not a curated record
UUCAUCCAUCCCUAACAUCUGCGUUUUACAACAGCAGCCGGAUAUAGUUGUAAUUUUUAAGUUUUACGCGAACACUCAGAUGCGUAUAAAUACCUACACACACUUGCGUUUCGUGUCUUGAUUCUCAAAUCAUCUUAAUUUCACGUUUGUUCGAACAGCGGUGGCUCUGACUUAAUACAACACACGACUGAAAAGAGAAGGGAAGAGUUGAGCGGCAUCCUGACAUGGCCAAUGAAUCUCGAGACGAAGGACAGUCCAGUUUGAACGACAGAGAUGCUCGAAUUAUUAUAGACAGAACAUUUACUGGCAAUAAAAUAUGCAAAGGCAUAACGAAGGCGUUGCUGAAGCUGCUGGUGAUUGUCCUGAUAGUUGCCGGGGUUAUAACUGCUUAUGUGUUUAUAGAAAGACGAUAUGAAAGCCAUCUGGAGGAUCUUAUUUCGGCCGUUACCCCGUCUAAGACAGAACCACCGAGGCUUUUCAGUGGAAAUUUACCAAUGGCAUUGAAAAGUAAAGCUGGAAACAAAAUCGACCGGUAUUACUUAAAUAUAGGUAUGCGUCCAGACUACCAACUUCAGGAGUGUCAAACGUCAGCAUUAAAGCAAUCUUUUCCAGACGUUGAUUAUUCUCUACUUGGCUAUAAUGUGCUAAAAGGCUUCCCGCUAGCCAUUGGUCACGAUCCUGGCUUCACCUACCCGAUAUUUCGGCAUGAUUAUUCUUCUGGAGGCAUGACAGCCGAUUGCCGGUACAGUGUACCACGUGGUCUUGUGAUCAUACCGGAUGUCUCGUGUGUUACCUCAUUUUCAUCAACAGAAAUACAAACGAAAUACGAGUUUUCAAAAGAACUGUCAGUUUCCGCUAAUGUACAUGGGGGCGGAUGGGGAGUGAAAUUUUCUGCGAGCGCAGGAUACAAACAAUCGUCAUCAGAAAUGUCUACUGGAGAGUCAGUCUACAUUUUGUCUUCUGCUCAUUGUAACUAUUAUUUUAGUAAGUUGAUAAAAGAAAAUGCCCCACCGUUUGAUGACGUGUUUAUCCAGUGGGUUGACAAACUGAAUCAAGUGUAUUGGGAUAAUCCAGAACUCUACUUCAAUUUCUUCGAGACAUAUGGGACACAUUUUCCAACCGAGGUAAAAUAUGGCGCAAGGUUUACCUACGAGCAUAAAAUGUCGUCUUCUCAGUAUGAAAAAGAAAAGAAAAGUGGUGUUAAUGUUGCUGUCGAAGCAAGUUACUCGGGAUUGAUAAGUGUAGGUGGGGGUUUCAGUUUAGAUACCGAACAAAGAGAAAAGGCGUCAGCAUUUUCGAAAUCAGUCGAAACCAGAACGAUAACUGUUGGCGCACCACCGCCAGCAAAUGGGAGUGCUACUGAAUGGGCAUCCGAGGUGAAAAGUAGUCCAGUACCGACAAAGUACGAAUUAUCAUCGAUUGAGGAACUAUUCACUGCCAGAUACAUGCGUAAUUUGAACGUUGACUUCAAACGUAUUCGUAAAAAUAUAGAGGGUAUGAAGAAAGGCUAUUGUGAAUAUCUUCGCAAAAAAGGGACUGUCGAGUCAUGUGAAAGUUUGGUUGCCGGAAUUGAGCUAGCAAACACGAGGUUACAUGGUCCGUAUAAAGAAAUGCAGGUUGCUCUGAUAGGAUCGGAAUGUAUAGAAAAAUGUUUGGAAGAAAUACAGUGCGUCGCAGUAACAGCUUGCACCUCUUGCAAGAAUGGCCAUUACGCAUUCAAUACUUGCUACUUGUUCGAGGAAACGGGACACUCUACUAGCGCUGAGAAAAACACCAUGUGGCAAAGCAAUAUAUUUCCAGAGAAAAUGAAUUAUCAGAUACAAUUCAAUAAUACUGCUAUUGUCGGCGUCCCACGCGGUUUCGAAAAUGAUCAAGGCAAAAGCGCGAGCCUGACACAAUGCCACGAACUUUGUAUCAAGGACGCCCAUUGUGUAGCGUACACACAUUGUGACUGCCCGAACAAAAUAUCUAAAUGUAAAUUGUACAGUAAGAAGAGUACACUUUUAUCAGGUCUAGAGGAAGAACCUGAUACCAAAGCAUUUUUUAUUUCUAGACGACAGAAUAUUGCCACAACUACACCAGUACCAACGACGUCUGAAAACACGACAGCAAAUACAACACACAACAUAAACUGACUCUGACUCAAUGCAGACUUGGAACGCCGGUAUAAAUUACAGACUCCGGUAUAUACCGGAUUAACUAAAUUUGAACGAAAAAUAUCUUAAAUGUAUAUAUUUUGUAACCAUGGUGAUACUAACCCUAACCUUUAGUCAGUAUAUUAUGCAAAUUAUACACUAAAUGCGUGCGAACAUGCAAAAAUAUGCAUAUUUAUUUUUGCCGUGCGCUACAAUUGAUAAUCAUUUCCGGGCAUGCGCAGAAGACCGCUCCAACUCUGCAAUGAGUUACAUCGACAUAAACUAAUGGUUCAUCUUGGAAGGAUAACAAUUGAUUCAUAUUGUUAGUUGAAUUUACGGUAUAAGGUACAGAAUGCUAUUGAUUACAGAAAUGGACGGAACGGUAAAGUAGCAACAAUGAAUGUUAUCACCUUAAAACAGUUUAUUUAAAAUCUAAAAUUGCACGAAACGUUACACUUAUAGACAAUGUUGAUAUGGAUGAAUGAAGAAAAGAAUGUGUUGCUUUUGAUAGAAUGUUUGGCAUUGUGCAGAAGAUGUUCUUUGGUUAAAGGGACUGAACUCCAGAUUUUGGCUAAAAUUGAUCUUUGUUUGGUCAUAUUAUAAACAUUUGUUGAAAAACGUAAUUUCGGAUGUGGGGGUUUAUACUCCAUUGAUGAAAUAACACUUUAAUUCCAGUUUUCUAUGUUAGUUUAUUAUGUGAUGGAUGUAUAGUCUAAGUGAUGGAAAUAUAGACAUCAAAAUUAUAAUUCUCUCAUUCCUCUGGUCUAAAGUCACUUAUAAUUAUAACUGUAAAAUAUU